AUGGCUCUUCUAUACAAGAGGGAGCUUACAGAAGCCCUCGGACGCGAGCAGGCCAAGAAGGACUAUGCUCGCGCGUGGAAGGUUGCCAUCAAGGCAGUCAGAGCCAUGCUCAGAUUCAAGCGGGGAAUGCGAGGGUGGUCAGGGGCGCCAGCUAGCGGUGGGGAGCCGGCGAUAGACCACACCUUGCGAGGAUUCCAUUACCUACCCCCGACGCCUCUCCGCCGAACGCAGAAGGAGCUGCCUCCGGACACAGUUGAGCUCGUCCUGCACGGCUUGAAGGGAGAGCUGCUGAUGGGGCCGGACGUUGUGUCACUGGGCGUCAGCAUAUCGCAGAUCAAGAGGCGCUUGUUGGUCUACUCUCGGCAGCAGGUGAUCAAGGGCAGCGUGAGCCGAGCCCUGCAGCUCUACAACUUCAUUGUGCUGGGUGCUGUAGUGCACUUCCUUCACAAUCGCCGGGCAGUUGAUGACCUGGAGACUUUGAGGAAUCUGCGGUUCGAAGAGCAGAACGAAGGCACUGGGAAAUACUCGCCGGAUACGAUGGCGCACCUGGCGCAGGUGAAGAAGAGCCUCAGCAAAGCUGGCACGACCGAAGAGCCUCGAGGGCUGGAACUGAUUGCGGUAGUCUUCGUGCACAUCUACGGUGUCAUCGCCUGGGGCGAUGCUUCGGCAGGUGGCUCCAUCCCUCUCUCCCUGAGCGACCGCCUCUCUGGUGGGAUCACCUUUGUUGUCGGCAACACCCGCGCAUUUGCAGCCGUGUCCCAGUCAGGUGCCGUCACUACCUGGGGUGAUCCAGCCUGUGGUGGGAACUCUGGCAGAGUGACAGAUCAGCUCAAAUCUCGGGCCUUCCAAAUUUGCCACAACGAGUGGGCCUUCGCCGCUUUCAGGGAGGGUGGCCAGAUCGUGUGUUGGGGCGAUCCCGAUGCCGGUGGUCAGCCAUCAGGGCUUGGAACAUCCUUAGGAUCCGGUGUUGUGAAGGUUUGCAGCACUGAGUUCGCCUUCGCUGCGUUGAAAGAAAGCGGGCAAGUCGUCACCUGGGGCGAUCCGAGCGUGGGCGGCGAUUCCAGCGGUGUUGCAGAGCAGCUGCAGACCGGCAUUGUCAACAUCUGGGCGAAUGCUGGCGCGUUUGUGGCAGCAAAGUCUGACGGGUCCCUGGUUAUUUGGGGCGACCCAAGCGCUGGAGGGGACAUGAGCGCGCUCAACCAGGAUGAGGCUCGCGAUAUCGAGACCUUGUACUGCAACAUCCGAGCCUUCGCAGCGAUUGCUCAAGGAGGUCGCGUGGUUGCCUGGGGCGCUCCUGGAUGCGGUGGGGACACGUCAGCAGUCGCGUCGCAACUCACAGCGGGUGUUCGAGACAUUCGGACCAAUGGCCGUGCUUUUGCUGCCAUCAAGGACUGA
This is a messenger RNA of Symbiodinium necroappetens, 1395 nucleotides long. The record is from the annotation of a GenBank genome assembly. NCBI's taxonomy places the organism in Eukaryota, Dinophyceae, Suessiales, Symbiodiniaceae.